This is a messenger RNA of Lepisosteus oculatus (spotted gar), 1840 nucleotides long. RefSeq names its product desmin. The record is from RefSeq and is a predicted model, not a curated record. NCBI's taxonomy places the organism in Eukaryota, Metazoa, Chordata, Actinopteri, Semionotiformes, Lepisosteidae. Gene Ontology annotation, biological process: skeletal muscle organ development; intermediate filament organization. Gene Ontology annotation, cellular component: Z disc; intermediate filament; cytoplasm. Gene Ontology annotation, molecular function: structural constituent of cytoskeleton.
UGCGACGGCAGCCCUCACUUGCCAAGGUUUCUGCCACAGGGUGCAGCUCUCCAGAAGUCCACAAUGAGCCAAUCGUACUCUAACACUCAGAGGGUCUCCUCUUACAGGAGGACCUUUGGAGGUGGAGCGGGGUCCCCCAGUCUCUCCAGGGCCACGUACUCUGGAAGAGGGUCCACCAGCGCAUCCUCGACAGCGUCCAGGGUCUACCAGGUGUCCAGGAGCUCGGCGUCCCCCAGCUUCUCCACGAUACGGUCCACCCGCAUGACCCCCGUGCGCUCCUACGUCGGCGGGGGGGAGACCCUGGAUUUCAGCCUGGCCGACGCCAUGAACCAGGAGUUCCUGCAGACCCGCACCAACGAGAAGGCCGAGCUACAGCACCUCAACGACCGCUUCGCCAACUACAUCGAGAAGGUGCGCUUCCUGGAGCAGCAGAACCAGACCCUGGUGGUGGAGAUCGAGAAACUGCGGGGCCGGGAGCCGACGCGCGUGGCCGAGAUCUACGAGGAGGAGAUGAGGGAGUUGCGCCGGCAGGUCGAGGUGCUCACGAACCAGAGGUCGCGCGUGGAGGUUGAGAGGGACAACCUGGCUGAUGACCUCCAGAAGCUGAAGCAGAGGCUGCAGGAAGAGAUUCAUCAGAAGGAAGAAGCUGAGAAUAAUCUGGCUGCCUUCCGAGCUGACGUUGACGCUGCAACUCUGGCCCGUCUGGACCUGGAGAGACGCAUCGAGACUCUUCAGGAGGAGAUUGCCUUCCUCAAGAAAAUCCACGAGGAGGAGAUCCGUGAGCUGCAGGCUCAGCUCCAGGAGACUCACGUCCAGGUGGAGAUGGACAUGUCCAAGCCGGACCUGACUGCUGCCCUGAGAGACAUCCGUGCCCAGUAUGAGAGUAUUGCUGCUAAGAACAUCCAGGAGGCUGAGGAAUGGUACAAGUCCAAGGUUUCAGACCUCAGUCAGGCUGCAGCCAAGAACAAUGAUGCCCUCCGACAGUCCAAACAGGAGGUGAUGGAGUACCGCCACCAGAUCCAGUCUUACACCUGCGAGAUUGACUCUCUCAAGGGCACUAAUGACUCCCUGUUGAGGCAGAUGAGAGAGAUGGAGGACAGGUUCAGUGGGGAGGCGGCUGGCUACCAGAAUACCAUCUCAAACCUGGAGGCAGAGAUUGCCAAUCUGAAGGAUGAGAUGGCACGCCACCUGCGAGAAUACCAGGACCUGCUCAAUGUCAAGAUGGCUCUGGAUGUGGAGAUUGCCACUUACAGGAAACUGCUGGAAGGAGAGGAGAGCAGGAUCACUGUUCCUGUACAAACAUUCGCUUCACUGAGUUUCAGAGAAACUAGCCCAGAGCAACACCAGCGGACAUCUGAAGUCCACUCCAAGAAAACAGUGUUGAUCAAAACCAUUGAGACCCGUGAUGGAGAGGGUAGCUUUGAGUAGCAGACGUGAGCAGAUAUGCUUUUCUGUCGUCAGUGAAUCCACACAGCAUCAGCAAGAUGUCAUUUAAAAGGAUAAUGGACGGCCAGACUCAAAUUCUCCCACCAAAAGCACAUGGACAAACAUAAACGUUUUAUGCAUGGCUUUGCUCACAGAAAACACUUCGAGCAGCGCAGAAGUCAAGUGAUCCUGACACGUUCACGGAAAAGAAAGAUGGAAAAAGUCACAGAAAGUCAGAAAAGUAGCAAUUAAUGUAUGUUCUCAUGUUUUUGAUGUUGUAGCACGAUGUCCAAGAAUCAAAAGAACAGGGAAUUAAGCAGUUUUUCAGUUAUCAGAUAGUCUGGCUAAGUGUAUGUUAAAUGUACUAAAGAACAAAAGUACAUUUAGUUGAUAAUAAAGGGAUAUCUUUGCAAUA